AUGCCUCUCAUUUGCGCAAGGCCGCUCGGCCGGUUAGUGCCCAAGCUCGGCUCAUCACUACGACCAGUUCUCUCCUCAGCAGCUGCAGCUUCUCUUGCUGCUUCUCCCCGACGCCCUGUUGGCAUUGCCCUCCAGCACUUGGGCACCGAGUCUUGGAAGAGAUUCUACGCCGACCACAAGCUAGACCUCCUCGCCCUCGACCAAAAAUGGCGCCAGAAAUGGGCCGAAUCGAGCCGUGAGAAGGGCGCAAAGAAGGAUGACGAAAAGAACAAAUAUGUUCUCCCUAUGUUUCCCUAUCCGUCGGGCUAUCUACACCUCGGCCACCUCAGAGUCUACACCAUUGCCGAUGUGAUUGCGAGGUUCCAGACUCUCCAGGGCCACAAGGUCCUGUUGCCCAUGGGUUGGGAUGCCUUUGGACUGCCAGCUGAGAAUGCUGCCAUUGAGAGAGGCAUUAACCCGGCCACUUGGACCAAGGCCAAUAUCGCCAAGAUGAAGGAGCAGCUGGAUGUCAUGAACGGCUCAUGGGACUGGGACUGCGAACUUGCUACAUGCGAUCCCGACUUCUACAAGCAUACGCAAAAGAUCUUCCUCGCUCUCCAUGAGAAGGGUCUCGCUUAUCAGGCGGAAGCCGAGGUCAACUAUGACCCUGUCGACAAGACGGUGCUUGCUAACGAGCAAGUUGAUGCCAACGGGCGCUCAUGGAGGUCCGGUGCCAAGGUCGAGAAGCGCAAGCUGAAGCAGUGGUUCCUCAAGAUCUCUGAGUUCCGUGAGUCCCUGCUCAAAGACCUCGACACGCUGGCCAAGGACGAGGCGUGGCCCGAGAGAGUUCUGGCCAUGCAAAAGAACUGGCUGGGCAAGUCCAGGGGCGCUACUGUCAAGUUUCCCGUCCUGGCUUUUGGUCAGGGCACUCACUCUGCCAUCGAGGUGUUCACCAGCCGUCCUGAUACCCUCUUUGGUGUCCAGUACAUUGCCCUCGCUGCUACUCACCCCUCUAUUCAGCAACUGGCAAAGAGCGACCCCGAACUUCAGGCCUUCCUCACCACAUUGCCCGGACUCCCUCCUGAUUCCAAGGUUGGAUACCUACUCCCUCACAUCCGUGCCGUCAACCCUUUGGCCUAUCACGAAGAUACACCUGCGGACACCAAGGUCUCUCUUCCCAUCUAUGUGGCACCAUAUGUUCUUGGUGACUAUGGUGAGGGUGCCGUUAUGGGUGUGCCUGGUCAUGAUCUCAGAGACCAUGCUUUCUGGAAGGAACACCAUUACGACGUACCUGUUCGCUUCGUCCUAGCGGCUUCCGAAGACGAGACCACGACUUCCAUGCCCAACGAGCCAUUCACCGAACACGGCGUUAUGAACGCCAACAGCGGUAUCUUUAAGGGCAAGUCGUCCAAGGAGGCCGGUGAGAUGCUAGUCAAGCUACUCGAGCCCGCUGGUCUCGCCAAGGAGACCGAGAAGUGGCGUCUGCGUGACUGGCUGAUCAGCCGUCAGAGAUACUGGGGCACACCCAUUCCCAUUGUGCACUGCGGCUCCUGCGGCACCGUCCCCGUCCCCGACGAGCAGCUCCCCGUCGUGCUUCCCGAAGUUGACGAGCACUGGGCUGGCAAGAAGACCGGCAACCCGCUCGAGUCCCAGACUGAGUGGAUCAACACCUCCUGCCCCAAGUGCGGCGGCGAGGCCAAGCGCGACACUGAUACCAUGGACACCUUUGUCGACUCCAGCUGGUACUAUAUGCGCUUCAUCGACGCCCACAACAAGGAGGCACCUUUCUCACCCGAGAAGGCCAAGGCUCUCACGCCUGUUGAUCUCUACAUCGGCGGUGUCGAGCACGCCAUUCUUCAUCUACUCUACUCGCGCUUCAUCUACAAGUUCCUCAUGACCUCCUCCUCCUUCGGCGGCAAGGAAUCCGAAGCCACGUCCGAAGGUGCCGAGUCCGAAACCACCGAAGAAGUCUACGAGCCAUUCAAGCGUCUCAUCACCCAAGGCAUGGUGCACGGCAAGACCUACACCGACCCCGCCACAGGCCGCUUCCUCAAGCCGGACGAGGUCGACCUCAGCAACCCGAGCCAGCCCAAGGUUGUCGCCACGGGCGCCAUCGCCAGCGUCAGCUACGAGAAGAUGUCCAAGUCCAAGCACAACGGCGUGGACCCGACGGCCUUCAUCGCGCAGUACGGCGCCGACGCCACGCGCGCGCACAUGUUGUUCCAAGCGCCCGUCAGCGAGAUUCUGGACUGGGACGAGAACAAGAUUACUGGCGUGACGAGGUGGUUGAGUCGUGUUUAUGAUCUUGUUCAGAAGACCGCUGCUGCUUCUUCUACCGCGUCCGAAUCUUCCGUUAGCAGCACCAGCACCAGCAGCGUCAAGACCUUCUUCGAACAAUACCAACAGCAAAACAACCUUUCCACCGACUCGGCUGAAUACGACGCCUCCGUCACCGUCUGGCGCGAGGUCCAACGCACCAUCUCCUCCGUCACCACCUCCUACAACAAAGUGUACACGCUCAACACGGUCAUUUCGGACUUGAUGUCUUUGACCAACCUCAUCAUCAACCCUUCCUCUUCCUCCUCCACCGCCGCCUCUGCCGACGCACACCCCCUAAUCAAACACGAAGCAGUCUCCGCCCUUAUCAGACUAAUGGCGCCCAUAGCGCCCGCCUUCGCCGAAGAAUGCUGGUCCACGCUCUACCCCAACGGCACCACCUCCCUUUUCAACCCCCAAAAUAAUGAGCAGGCGGCGGCUAGAUUCCCCGUCACCGACGGGACCGAAGCCAUCCUCAAGAGCAGGAAACAGACCUGCGCGGUCCAGCUGAAUGGCAAGACCAAGUUUGUGGUGGAGAUAGGGACGCCGCCGGCUGGGUUGUUGGAGAAGGGUAAGGACGCUGAAGAGAAGUUAAGGGAGUUUAUUGUCGGUGAGGUGUUGAGGACGGAGGAAGGAAGGGCUAAGCUGGAAGGACGCGGGGUAGAUGUGAACAAGGCGAAGAAGGUUAUUGUUGUUAGGGGGGGGAGGAGGAGGAGGAGGAGGAGGAGGAGGAGAAUGAGGGAUGCUCUCUUGCCGUCCGUCUCAAACAGACGGGAUCUACGGAGCAGUCUGGGGUUUGUUGAUGAUUUUACCUGA
This is a messenger RNA of Sordaria macrospora k-hell, 3111 nucleotides long. RefSeq lists its product as uncharacterized. Gene Ontology annotation, molecular function: aminoacyl-tRNA deacylase activity; leucine-tRNA ligase activity; ATP binding. Gene Ontology annotation, biological process: leucyl-tRNA aminoacylation; mitochondrial translation. Lineage: Eukaryota; Fungi; Ascomycota; Sordariomycetes; Sordariales; Sordariaceae. Gene Ontology annotation, cellular component: mitochondrion. The record is from RefSeq and is a predicted model, not a curated record.